AGGAAAUAUAAAUAAAAGGCAACGUUUCAUGAAUGCAUUUUAAAAGAUGUCUCGCGGAGAGGCAAUGGCGACAAUUACAAAAACAUUAUCGUAGGGCGCUUGUGAACCGGGGAUUCAUGGGACGCGCCGCUAACCCGAAACGGAUCAUCAUCAGUUCCUUCAUCGCUUCUGUUAUUGAAACCACCAACUGCUUCUGAAAACCUGUUAUGUAAAACAACAGUACGACUUCUUAACUAAUAUAACAGGUUCAUUUAAAGAGGCGAAUUGCGUGUAUGACUUUAAAUUUCUUCGAGUGGAAAAAAUUGUAGGUCAGGAGCGUUUCAGCACUAUUUGUGAAUGAGCUAUUAAAGGAAGGAUUUUAACGUCGUAUUGAAUUGCAACACGGAUUUAACUUCAACAAGACCUUAAACGUCUACUAAUGAAAGCAACGUUUUUUUCCACAAAUAGGACUGAUUGCAUUCUUAUAUCGUCCACACCGAAUCACACUCCAUGUUUUUUUCUGCGAAAUGACACUAAUUAAAUGAGUACGCUAACUAAUAUUAGUUUAACUUGAUCCCGAAGAACUGCAAUAUCAUGAACAUUUCGGUAAUUAAAAACGGCAAAUUGUUUUGAUUUCUUUCUCGCUAUAUUAAGCAAUAGAGCAUCGUUAUUUAUACGGUUAUUUUAUCAUUGUAAGCAGAACACUCCGUUCUAGGCAAAAUAACGACAGUUUUAUGAUUUUCUUUUUUUGAUAAACUUGUAUGCUGUUUGUAGUAUAAAAACACGGCACCGCAUCUACGACUAAGUACUAAACGUGAAUCCUACACGUUUCUUUCUCGUAUUUGGAUGCGAACUCAUCAAGCUUCUGAAAUAGGUUCUGCACGGAGGGAAUUUCUGUGAAGCCCCUCCCCCGUCUCUCUCCUGAUUGGCUGCUGUACAAUGAACUCUGGCGCCACCCAGGAUGUGGCGGUGGAGCGCUUCCUGCAGGACAUCGAGAGGCGGGGCAGUCAGCUGCACUGCGCUGUGAUUGGAAAGGACAGGCCGGGCACCCACACUGACAUGAACCUGUUGUAUCGCAAGAGCCGGCUGGACUGGAGGAACGGCGACCCUGACAGCAACAAGAAAAGCUCAGGCAGUAAGGAGCCCCAGUGCACUGUGGGUAAAGUCCGUGACCUGGCCACCCUGCGACGUCACUUCCGGAUGGGCUUCAUGACCAUGCCCGUCUCUCAGGACCUAUCGCCAUGCCCAUCCGCCAUGGCACCGCGCUCACAGUCCUGCCACUCCGUGGGCUCUGAGGGGGCAGGUCUGGAGAACGGAGAGCACCCCCCCACUCCUGCUGCACCUCCCACUGCUGGGCGCCGACCGCCAGCCAAGCCCAAGCGCCACCCCAAUACCCGGCUCAGCUCCGCAGCUGACCCCCGCGGGAUCCCUCCAGAUACACCACCUCCUCUACCCCCCAGCAAGCCUCCAGCCAAGCAUUCCCACCUCAACAGGAAGAAUGUCAUGAGGAAGUCAGAAUCUGGGGACGUGUCCAACAGAAAGGUGCCUCCCGCCAAACCAAAACGCAGCCCCAACACCCAGCUCACCUUUGAGCCCCCGCCGGCCCGGGUGCCCCCCCCGGCCACCCCUCUGCCCCCCCCAUCCCAGGAGACCCAGGUGCAGGAGAUGGGCAGCGAAGAGCCAGUCUACAUCGAAAUGGUGGGCAAUGCCCUCUCCCCCUGCACUGCCACCAUUAGCUCCACGCCGGACUCGGACUCGGAGCAGAGCGAGGCUAUCUAUGAGGAGAUGAAGUACCCCCUUCCCGAGGAGGCAGAGAGCCUUAGACAAGACGGCCCACCGCCUCCCAGAUCUGAGAAACCCUGUCAUGCAUCAUCUUCUCGCUCCUCUGCUUCUUCGCUGUCUCACCCUGCCUCUUCUUCCUCCUCAUCCAAGCCCAAAACACCCAUCUCCAUCUCCCACUCCUCCCCCCUCCCUGCCUCUUCUCCCUCCACCCCCAUCCCCCAAACCCAGAGGGCGCCAACCCCCUACCUCCUCCCAGGAAGCAAGCCCCAGGUGGAAACAAGCAACAAGAUCCCCGCCCCAUUUCCCAACCUGCUUCAGCAUCGCCCGCCCCUGCUGGCGUUCCCCCAGCCUGCCGCUGCCUCUAGUGGCGUGGGCAUCGCGGCCAAACUGGGCACAACCGGCACCCAGAGCUCUUCCAGUUUAGCUUCAACUGGAAGCACGUCCUCCUCCAAGCUCCCUGUCCUACAGACCACAGCCAAAGACACCCAUCAGGACAAGCAGCAAGCCGAAUCGACGGACUCCCGCCUGGGUCACUCAUACUCUGGUCACUCCCACCCUGUUCCCGGCCUGAGGGCCCGGAGCCACUCCACUCCCUUGCCUCCAUCCUCCCACUAUGGAUUCCACCAGCACCACCACUCCAACCAUCACCCCUCACACUACCACCAGUACCGCAAGGCGGACCGCGAGCUAACCACAUCCCAUAGCAUGAAGCUGAACUCAAAGACCCAAAGCACCAGCCACCUCCCCAAGUCAGAGAAAAGGGAAGCCACCCACCACAAAAGCACCCCCAAUCCCACCCACGCCACCCCCUCUUCCCGCUCCCUCCUCUUCCGCUCCCACACCCCUCACAGUUUGCCUGCCUACACUCCCCCCCCGUCUGACAGCCCUCUGCUGUGGACCUACCCCUCCACGGGCCUAAGGAGACCCCCAGCCUAUGACAGCUUGCGUGGUGGCCAGCUGUCCUCUGACCCAGCCACUCCCCAGCAGGCCAAAACUGGGGGCGUGGCCAAGCAGUCAGAUACGGGGAGCCUUUUACGUGAUGGCAGCGUAGGCGGGACCACGGCAGACGAGGGCCCCUAUUGGACGAUGCAGAGGAAGAUGUCCUUCACUCAAAGCAGCAGAGAUGCAGAGAAGGAUGAAGGUAGUCGCAUUCGGAGCGAUAACAUGGAUACGCUCCUGCGAGGAAACGAGGACGAGCAGACGCAGCCCACCUCCGGCGAGGGAGCACCGAGCUCCGGCCUCCGCGCUCCGAGUCGGACCGGGCUGCCCCUGCCCUGUCAGACAUUCCCGUCCUGCCACCGCAAUGGAGAGCUGGGGCGACUGGGCCGUUCAGCCUCCACGUCAGGGGUAAGGCAGAGCAGUACCAACAUGCAGAGGCAAUUCAGCCUGCCCAGAGACACGCCCAAGGACACGCCCAGAGACACGCCCCGAGAGAUGAGUCACGCCCACUCUCCACCCACCCGCGCUCUGACCACAGCACACCAACAGCAGCAGCUGCAGCAGCAGGUUCAUCUCCACCUGCAGUACCAGCACUUGGCCCAGCUUGCGCAGUGCCAGCCUCCUGCCAGCGGGGGCGCUAUCUCUCAGGCCCAGAGCCAGAGAGACAGGAAGCUGCUUGAAGUGAUAGAACGGAAGCGCUGCUUGUGUAAGGAGAUCAAGGCCCAUAGGCGUCCGGAGAGAAGCCUGUGCAAGCAGGACAGCAUGCCCAUUCUGCCCAGCUGGAGAAGGACCCCGGAGCCCAGCAAGACGGGCACCUCCUCAUGCCAAAGGCAGCAGGCUGUGGUGUGGGACACUGCAAUAUAAAGGGCUUACGGGGAGUGGGUGGGAAGAACCACAGGAAGAGGUCGAUGGUCACAUGGUCUUACAUGAGGCAGAGGUGUGGUCAUUCUUAAGGUGUGGCUCUCCUUGGGGGUGUGGUUAACUACUGGGGGUGUGGCCAUUCAUUAGGGAUGUGGAUAUCUGAGAUGAUCAGGGGUUGUAGGCUGGACACAGCAUAUACCUCCACACACAAAUGUUCAUACUGCCCAUUAACUAACAGAGGUGCUGGAAGGCAAACAUUGAGGAGAGGAGAGAGAGAAGGAAGAGGUGGUGUGCAGGACACGACUCGGAUGGUGGGUGGAAGAUGUAGAAGAUACAGGCAGCCAGAGAAGGUACCAGGCAGCAUCUGCUUGCGUUCUGCUCGAUCUCCAGCGCAACUUUGUAUGUUCCUAUAACUUCUAAACUUUUUUCUUCUUUCUUGGAGAUGAUGUUCCUUGACAUGGUGGGCCCUAAAACCCAAAUAGAUCCUUCAGAAUAUUCUGCAGGACAAACAGGGCCCCUUAAAUUGCCCCCGGUGCCAAAUAUGGUCAUACACUGGACAGGUGUUCCCCCACCCCCUUUCAUAAACACCAGAGUUCCUAUGUCAGUUUAUUCAGAUCCGAUACGUGGCUGACAGCAGAAAAUUACACCUUAGGUACCGACUGUGCUUUGCUUUAUCCUGUGUUACUAAGUUUAUUUCUAUUCUCUGCACCCUCAGCUGAUGACUAUGGAGAGGACUAUGGAGAGGAUGGUGGUUUGUCAUAUAAUAGAAGGGUGUAUUUUGAGGAGCAUGACAAGGUUAGGAGGGGGAGCUAAAAGGAGCAUGACGGAUGCCAAAGAUACGGGGCACAGUGCACCUGUCGUGAAAUAUGGGAGUUUUCCAGCCUGCCGGCACAAGGGGAGCUUCCACCUACGGGGUCAAGCCGCAGAGACAAAGGAAAUGCACGAACAGUCCACCACUUAGCACGUAAUCGCCGUUAUCAGCAAGAGCGCAUCCCCGCGUGGGUGUACAGAUCCAAACGAUACCGUCGUACGAAGCACAAAACGUGUGGCGCAGAGCUGCGAAUGCGUCUCACGCCAAGAGACGUGCCUUAAGCGACAAAGACCCAGAACAUACAACUUAAAUGCAAGGAAGAAUGAGAACGUCUCUACGAUUCUAUUGACCAAAUGCCCUCGUCGAGAACAUGGCGAAGGCUGCGGGCUAGUUCACUUUGAAUCGAAGGAAUGAGGUCUUCCAGGUGUUCCGUGACUGGGUUUCAGUUCAGAUGUUUUUGUUUGAAAAACCGACUCUGUGGGAUAAAUGUCCCUGGAUCAAUCAUUAGAUGUAGGCUACUUAAUUGUCGCAUUCAGUUAGAGCAGAAUUUUGUGAGAGAAAGGACUGUUGUGAUAAAGGCACAGGAGAAGAUCAUUCUUAAAUACAAGGAAAGGCCCCGAGGCACCAUUUCCCAAAACGCAUUACAAUCACUGAUACAGGUUUAGUAUUACCCUGACUCACGCUAAAUAACUGGCAGACCACUCCUAUUUUCCCUGCAUGCACACCACCUCUCUGUUUAAAAUCUGUUGCUGCUGGCAUUAUUUUUUUUAUUCGUUUGUUUUUUUAUUUCUUUUUUAUUUGCUGCUAAGGUUGAACUUAUCCAUUUGAUCAAAAAACAAUGCAGAGUGUGAAAACAUUGUAAAUAUCGCUGUAACAACAGAUAUUUUCUUUUGUAAGGAGUUUGUACACACAGUAGAUGGAUGACUGUACGUUUUGGUACCGCUAUUCCUUCAUGAUUAUGAAUAACUGCUUUCUUCACUUGUUUCCUUAAAUGUCUCUGUUUUAGUUGUGCUUGUAAUAUAUAAUUUGUAAAAUGUUUUUCAAACUGAAAAUAUUUUAAAACCAUUUUUAAAAGAAUAAUUGAAUGCAUUAGUUAGCUAAACGGGCUUGUUUUCACAAGGAACUGACAGUUCGUUUUACUGAAUUUUACGCGUUUGGCUAUCUGGGUAUCACGGUGCUUUUGAAGUCCUUCUGAAGCAGUUUGGAAAUGAAGUUGACAUUCACAUUACUAAAAAAGAAGAAAUUUGGACAUUUUUUUUAUAAAAUACACAUAAAUAACAUUUCUAAAGUGAUGUCACCCACAAAAAUAUCACUCGCUUUUUAAAACAGAUUAUCCAAUAGAUUUUAGUUGUUUAUUGUAGAUUCACUUUCAUUCCUGUCCUUUGACGUGACUAUCUAAAGCAACUUACAAAUUUACUAAUUUGGCAUAUAUUUCACAGAAGCAAUUCAGAUUAUCUUGUGUUCUUCUGUGCACAUAUCUUUCUCUUUUUUGGGGGGGGGGGGGGAGUCCCAGUAUCCAAGGACUUCAACAAGCUGAGCCCUUAACCAUUACAUCAGCGAUUAAUUAAUUAAGAAACAGGAAAAGGGGUGGGCGCUGUAUGGCAGACCUGUAUAGUUUAUAUGGCGCACCCUGCUUUAUGGCCUUUGUUAAAAUUGCUGUAACUCCUGAUGUGAUGAGUGGUUAGCAAAAUGUAAUUUGAUUGGUGUGGGGUUGCUGUACCGUAUGAUACGUGAGACUCCCGGAGGUCCAAUGUCGCACUGAGGAUGUCUAGUACAGUCCUCUCCUUAAAGAUAUCCAAUUAUUGCACAGGUUAGGAGCAUUUACCUUAUCAAACCCUAACUUAGCUGAUUCUGCUGGGGCAUCAAAUGUGUGGAAUGGCUGGGCAGUCCUCUAGAGAGGACAUGCAGAGUUUACAGAAAUGACCUGUAGUCAUUACAGCCAUUCAAAAUACAGUCUAUUUGGGCGGGAGUUAAACUCCUUUUAAAACGGCAUGUUUAACCGCGGCUGUUUCCCUUUCGUGUGAAUCAAACCGUGACAGCCGCCAGAAACGCGAGUCGUAGAUAGACUCGCUUCCAGUUUCUAUAGCGUACACCUGAUGUUUUUGCUGUGCCAUUAUAACGCUGGACAGA
This is a messenger RNA of Paramormyrops kingsleyae, 6502 nucleotides long. Its product is annotated as neuronal tyrosine-phosphorylated phosphoinositide-3-kinase adapter 1-like. Gene Ontology annotation, biological process: phosphatidylinositol 3-kinase/protein kinase B signal transduction; neuron projection morphogenesis. Lineage: Eukaryota; Metazoa; Chordata; Actinopteri; Osteoglossiformes; Mormyridae. The record is from RefSeq and is a predicted model, not a curated record.